UUUCCGAAAGAAAUCUUGGAUAUUAUCGAUAAGGUUGGAUACAAGGAACCAACUCCUAUUCAGCGGCAAGCUAUUCCGAUUGGUUUGCAGAACAGGGACAUCAUCGGUAUUGCUGAAACCGGUUCCGGUAAGACAUUAGCCUUUUUGAUUCCACUGUUGAAUUGGAUUCAAUCGCUUCCGAAGAUCGAUCGACUAGAAACGGCUGAUCAGGGCCCUUACGCGAUUAUUCUGGCCCCAACCCGUGAGUUGGCACAACAGAUCGAGGAAGAAACGCAGAAAUUUGGACAACCGUUGGGUAUUCGUACAGUUGUUGUUGUAGGUGGUUUAUCCCGAGAAGAGCAAGGAUUCCGGCUUCGGCUCGGUUGCGAAAUUGUCAUUGCCACCCCGGGUCGUUUGAUUGAUGUUUUGGAGAACCGUUACUUGGUAUUGAAUCAGUGUACGUACAUCGUUUUGGAUGAGGCUGAUCGUAUGAUUGACAUGGGUUUUGAACCGGAUGUGCAGAAAAUUUUAGAAUACAUGCCCGUAACCAAUUUGAAACCAGACACCGAGGAAGCUGAAGAUGCCUCCAAACUGAUGGCAAACUUUAAUACCAAAAAGAAGUAUCGUCAAACGGUGAUGUUCACGGCCACUAUGCCUCCGGCUGUGGAACGUCUUGCCCGUACGUAUCUUCGUCGUCCUGCUACAGUUUAUAUUGGUUCCGUUGGUCGUCCAACCGAACGAACGGAACAGAUUGUACACAUCAUGACCGAGAACGAGAAGCGUAAGAAGUUGAUGGAAAUUCUGUCCCGGGGUGUCGAACCUCCGUGCAUUAUCUUCGUCAACCAGAAGAAAGGUGCGGACGUUCUUGCCAAAGGAUUGGAAAAAUUGGGCUACAACGCCUGUACGCUGCACGGUGGCAAAGGUCAGGAACAGCGAGAGUACGCUCUGGCUUCGCUCAAGAACGGCUCGAAAGACAUUCUGGUCGCGACGGAUGUUGCUGGUCGUGGUAUCGAUAUCAAGGACGUUUCGCUGGUCAUCAACUACGACAUGGCCAAAACAAUCGAGGAUUACACCCAUCGUAUUGGCCGUACUGGUCGUGCCGGUAAGACCGGUUGUGCUAUUUCCUUCUGCACCAAGGACGACAGUCAUCUGUUCUACGAUCUGAAGCAGAUAAUUAUGGCGAGUCCGGUGUCGGUUUGUCCGCCGGAACUGAUGAAUCAUGCUGACGCUCAGCAUAAACCCGGAACAGUGGUCACCAAGAAACGAAGAGAGGAAAAGAUUUUCGCCUAAUCUUCGGCUAGGAUUAAUCUUGUCACGAUUACGAUUGCAAGACAACAAUGUGUAGGAAGUUCUGUCAA
Malaya genurostris is the source of this 1337-nucleotide messenger RNA. RefSeq names its product probable ATP-dependent RNA helicase DDX23. The annotation marks the transcript as partial. The transcript has a single exon. Gene Ontology annotation, biological process: mRNA splicing, via spliceosome. The record is from RefSeq and is a predicted model, not a curated record. NCBI's taxonomy places the organism in Eukaryota, Metazoa, Arthropoda, Insecta, Diptera, Culicidae. Gene Ontology annotation, cellular component: catalytic step 2 spliceosome. Gene Ontology annotation, molecular function: ATP binding; RNA binding; RNA helicase activity.